Molecule: messenger RNA, 999 nt
Organism: Heterotrigona itama
Lineage: Eukaryota; Metazoa; Arthropoda; Insecta; Hymenoptera; Apidae
Source: the annotation of a GenBank genome assembly
AUGAAUACUCCGAUAUUAACAAAACAGCAGCAGAAACAUUCAUUGUCAGCAAAAAAAGGAUCAAUUAAAAAGCUACGAAAUGUCUUAGCGCAACCUCAAGACAAUUAUUGAUUAUUGCCAACUAUAAAACGUCCAUCUAAAUUAAUUCCAUGGUCACAACUCAAAAAAAUGAAAAAAGAGGAGCGUAUAAUAGCCAAAAAAGAAGCACUUCAAGAACAAGAAAAUGUUUCUAAUUCAGACUUAGCAAAUUCUGUAGUCUUGGGUAUAAAUGCUAUCACUAGAUCUUUAGAAAAAAACAACGUCUGUUGUAUUUUAAUGGAUGCAAAUAUUUCACCGCCACUUUUAAUAAAACAUGUUAUUCAUAUGGCACAGAAUAAAAAAGUACCAGUAUUAUUAUUACCUAAGUUAAAAACUGUAACAUUAAAAUCCAUAGGGUUUGCAUCUGCUGCAUGUGCUUUAAAGAAUGUUGUAAUGGACUCUACAGAUAAUUAUUUUCACCCCUUAUAUGUUAUAAUAUGUGAUAUUUUUAAGGAUGUACCUUUACCAAACAAUAGGCUCCAGUUAUUCAAAGAUAUUGAAUUAUCAGAAGAAAUUAUAUCCGACGAAAAAGACGACAAAAUAAGUGUUGAGAACGAAUCUCAAGUGUCUUUAGAACCAAUUAAAUUUACAGUAUCUACAGAUGUAUAUAUGUAUAGAUCUUCGCGUAAAGAAAGAGCAUUUGUUCCACCUAGCACAAAAGAAAAUUCCACAAAUAAGCCUAUUGUAAAAGAAAUUGAACAAGAUGAUUUUAUUUCCUUAACUAAGUAUGAUUGUAAUGAAUUUGAUACAAGUAUAAAGAAAAAUAUAAGAUAUAGUCAUAUUCAUCAAAAUAAAAACUCGAAAAAACGAAAAAUUGAUAAUAUAUCUGCAAAUGUUACAUAUUUGCCACUGAAAGUCAAACGUUUGCAGGGUAACGUAAAUCGCAUAAAAGCAACGAAAAUUUCAAAACACAAAAAAUGA